CUGGGAGUGGUGUUCGGCCCCACUCUGCUGAGGCCGCAGGAAGAGACUGUGGCUGCCAUCAUGGACAUCAAGUUCCAGAACAUCGUGGUGGAGAUCCUCAUCGAGAAUCACGAGAGGGUGAGUCAGUCAGUCAGUCAGUGAGGGGUCUCUGAGAGAGAAGUACUGUUCAACACAACACAGUCCAACACCUUAUCUUAUCUCUCUUAGUCUCCAAGUCCCACAUUGGCCCCUGGUGGAGAGAGGGGCCCGAGGGAGGGAGGCAGGGAGGGAGAGAGGGGUCCGAGGGAGGGACGGAGGGAGGGAGAGAGGGGCCCGAGGGAGGGAGGGAGGGGCCCGAGGGAGGGAGGGAGGGAGGGAGGGAGGGAGAGGGGCCCGAGGAGGGGGGAUCGAGGGAGAGGGAGAGAGGGGUCCGAGGGAGGGAGGGAGAGGAGGGGGAGGGGAGGGAGGGAGGGAGGGGAGAGAGGGGGGCCGAGGGAGGGAGGGAGGGAGGGAGAGAGGGGCCAGAGGGAGGAGGGAGGAGGGAGGAGAGGGAGGGGCCAGGAGGGAGGGAGGGAGGGAGGGACGAGGGAGGGAGGGAGGGAGGGAGAGAGGGGGGCCAGAGGGAGGGAGGAGGGGAGGGAGGGAGAGGGGAGGGAAGGAGAGGGGAACCGAGCGAGGGAGGGAGGGAGGGAGGGGGAGGGACGGGAGGGAGGGAGGGAGGAGGGAGGGAGAGAGGGGGGGAGGGAGGGAGGAGGGAGGGAGAGAGGGGCCGAGGGAGGGAGGCCAGGGAGGGAGAGAGGGGUCGAGGGAGGGAGGCAGGGAGGGAGGGAGAGAGGGGCCCGAGGGAGGGAGGGAGGGGAGGGAGGGAGGGAGAGAGGGGCCGAUGGGCGGAGCGGGGAGGAGGGAGGAGAGGAGAGAGGGGUCGAGGGAGGGAGGACGGGAGGCGAGGGAGGAGAGAGGGGCCGAGGGAGGGAGGAGGGAGACGAGAGGGUGAGAGAGGGACGGAAGAGGGGGCGAGGGAGCGAGGGAGGGAGGGAGGAGGAGGGGCCCGAGUAGGGAGGGAGGGAGGGCACGAGGGAGGGAGGGGAGGGAGGGAGAGAGGGGUCAGAGGGAGGGACGGAGGGAGGGAGGGAGGGAGGGGCCAGAGGGAGGGAGGGAGGAGGGAGAGAGGGGCCGGGGAGGGACGGAGGGAGGGAGAGAGGGGCCGAGGGAGGAGGAGGGAGGGAGAGAGGGGCCCGAGGGAGGGGAGGGAGGGAGGGGGAGAGGAGGGAGGGAGGGAGGGCAGGGGAGAGAGGGGCGAGAGGGAGGAGAGGGGAGGGAGGGAGGGAGGGAGGGAGGAGGGAGGGGCCGAGGGAGGGGGGAGGGAGGGAGGAGAGGGGCCGAGGCAGGGAGGGAGAGAGGGGUCCGAGGGAGGGACAGGAGGGAGAGAGGGGCCCGAAGGAGGGAGGGAGGGGAGGGAGGAGGGAGAGAGGGGUGGAGGGAGGGGAGGGAGAGGAGGGGCAGGGGAGGGGGAGAGGAGGGGUCCGAGGGAGGGAGGGAGGAGGGAGAGAGGGGUCAGAGGGAGGGAGGAGGGAGGGAGAGAGGGGCCCGAUGGAGAGGGAGGAGGGAGAGAGGGGUCGAGGGAGGGAGAGGGGGAGAGAGAGGGGCCGAGGGGGGAGGCAGGGGAGGAGAGAGGGGCCCGAGGGAGGAGGGAGGGAGAGAAAAGUCCUAACUGUAAUCCGGUCAGCCAGGGUGGAGGAGUAUUUGUCACUAAUUGUGUCUGUGAAAACUAACGAUCCACUUUUACUUGAGCAGCGAUUUGAUUCUGGGAUUCAUCAGCCCCAGAAUUUUAAUUUAAUUAUCUGAAUGGAAUGAGAGCAAUGUUGUCAGAGAAAUGGAGGCUGCCAGACACAGUGUUGGGAAGAUGAGCAUCAACAGUGUCAUAAUGCUGAUAACAUCUCUGAAUAACUGAAAGCAUUAUGGGAGUGGCAUGUGGGGAAGUCUGUGGACACCCCCUCCCGUGCUGAAGAGCUCAGUGACUUACAACGUGGCACCGUCAUACACUACAUGCAAGCUAACAAACUACACUACAUGACCAGAAGUAUGUGGACACCUGCUCAUCGAACAUCUCAUUCCAAAAUCAUGGGCAUUAAUAUGGAGUUGGUCCGCCCUUUGCUGCUAUAACAGCCUCCACUCUUUUAGGAAGUCUUUCUACUAGAUGUUGGAACAUCGCUCCGACAGACGAGUUUUACGUGCUUCAGCACUCUGCGGUCCCGUUCUGUGAGCUUGUGUGGCCUAUCUCUUCGUGGCUGAGUCGUUGUUGCUCUUAGACGUUUCUACUUCACAAUAACAGCACUUACAGUUGACCGGGGCAGCUCUAGCAGGGCAAAAAUUGGACGAACUGACUUGUUGGAAAGGUGGCAUCCUAUGACGGUGCCACGUUGAAGGCCAUUCUACAAUGUUUGUUUAUGGCGAUUGCAUGGUUGUAUGCUCGAUUUUAUACACCUGUCAGCAAUGGGUGUGGCUGAAAUAGCUGAAUCCACUAAUUUAAUGGCGUGUCCACAUACUUUUGUAUAUACAGUGGGGGAAAAAAGUAUUUAGUCAGCCACCAAUUGUGCAAGUUCUCCCACUUAAAAAGAUGAGAGAGGCCUGUAAUUUCCAUCAUAGGUACACGUCAACUAUGACAGACAAAUUGAGAAAGAAAAAUCAAGAAAAAAAACAAAUGCAUUUAGUUGCAAAUUAUGGUGGAAAAUAAGUAUUUGGUCACCUACAAACAAGCAAGAUUUCUGGCUCUCACAGACCUGUAACUUCUUCUUUAAGAGGCUCCUCUGUCCUCCACUCGUUACCUAUAUUAAUGGCACCUGUUUGAACUUGUUUUCAGUAUAAAAGACACCUGUCCACAACCUCAAACAGUCACACUCCAAACUCCACUAUGGCCAAGACCAAAGAGCUGUCAAAGGACACCAGAAACAAAAUUGUAGACCUGCACCAGGCUGGGAAGACUGAAUCUGCAAUAGGUAAGCAGCUUGGUUUGAAGAAAUCAACUGUGGGAGCAAUUAUUAGGAAAUGGAAGACAUACAAGACCACUGAUAAUCUCCCUCGAUCUGGGGCUCCACGCAAGAUCUCACCCCGUGGGGUCAAAAUGAUCACAAGAACGGUGAGCAAAAAUCCCAGAACCACACAGGUCAUUCACCUAGUGAAUGACCUGCAGAGAGCUGGGACCAAAGUAACAAAGCCUACCAUCAGUAACACACUACGCCGCCAGGGACUCAAAUCCUGCAGUGCCAGACGUGUCCCCCUGCUUAAGCCAGUACAUGUCCAGGCCCGUCUGAAGUUUGCUAGAGUGCAUUUGGAUGAUCCAGAAGAGAAUUGGGAGAAUGUCAUAUGGUCAGAUGAAACCAAAAUAUAACUUUUUGGUAAAAACUCAACUCGUCGUGUUUGGAGGACAAAGAAUGCUGAGUUGCAUCCAAAGAACACCAUACCUACUGUGAAGCAUGGGGGUGGAAACAUCAUGCUUUGGGGCUGUUUUUCUGCAAAGGGACCAGGACGACUGAUCCGUGUAAAGGAAAAAAUGAAUGGGGCCAUGUAUCGUGAGAUUUUGAGUGAAAACCUCCUUCCAUCAGCAAGGGCAUUGAAGAUGAAACGUGGCUGGGUCUUUCAGCAUGACAAUGAUCCCAAACACAUCGCCCGGGCAACGAAGGAGUGGCUUCGUAAGAAGCAUUUCAAGGUCCUGGAGUGGCCUAGCCAGUCUCCAGAUCUCAACCCCAUAGAAAAUCUUUGGAGGGAGUUGAAAGUCUGUGUUGCCCAGCGACAGCCCCAAAACAUCACUGCUCUAGAGGAGAUCUGCAUGGAGGAAUGGGCCAAAAUACCAGCAACAGUGUGUGAAAACCUUGUGAAGACUUACAGAAAACGUUUGACCUGUGUCAUUGCCAACAAAGGGUAUAUAACAAAGUAUUGAGAAACUUUUGUUAUUGACCAAAUACUUAUUUUCCACCAUAAUUUGCAAAUAAAUUAUAAAAAAUCCUACAAUGUGAUUUUCUGGAAAAUAUUUUCUCAUUUUGUCCGUCAUAGUUGACGUGUACCUAUGAUGAAAAUUACAGGCCUCUCUCAUCUUUUUAAGUGGGAGAACUUGCACAAUUGGUGGCUGACUAAAUACUUUUUUCCCCCACUGUAUAGUGUAGGAUGCCACCUUUCCAACAAGUCAGCUCGUCCAAUUUCUGUCCUGCUAGCAGCGUCCCCGGUCAACUGUAAGUGCUGUUAUUGUGAAGUGUCUAGGCCGCAAAGUGGUAGGCCACACACAAGCUCACAGAACGGGACUGCCGAGUGCUGAAGCGCGUAGCGCUUAAAAAUCCUCUGUCCUCGGUUGCAGCACUCACUACAGAGUUCCAGUGGCUAGGCCACUUAGUUCCAGUGAAGAGAAAUCUUAACGCUAAGGCAUACAAUGACAUUCUAGACGAUUCUGUGUUUCAAUCUUUUUGGGGAAGGCCCUUUCCUGUUUCAGCAUGACAAUGCCCCUGUGCACAAAGUGAGGUCCAUACAGAAAUGGUUUGCCAAGAUCGGUGUGGAAGAACUUGACUGGGUUGCACAGAGCCCUGACUUCAACCCCAUCGAACACCUUUGGGAUGAAUUGGAACGCCGACUGCGAGCCAGACCUAAUCGCUCAACAUCAGUGCCCGACCUCACUAAUGCUCGUGGCUGAAUGGAAGCAAUGUUCCAACAUCUAGUGGAAAGCCUUCCCAGAAGAGUGGAGGCUGUUAUAGCAGCAAAGGGGGGACCAACUCCAUGUUAAUGCCCAUAAUUUUGGAAUGGGAUGGUUGACGAGCAGGUGUCCACAUACUUUUGGGCAUGUAAUGUAUCUGUAAAUGGUAAUACCAGUCUCCUCUCUUCUCACAAAGGCCCUACAAUUUGAUUGUCAAACUAAAUGUAUAAUUGUGUGAGUAAGUUUAUUUAGCCAUGCGUGGGCACCUGUAGUCAGUGUAUAGUAGGGGAAUGUUGAUUGUGCCAGUGCUGUGUGUGCAGAUAUUCAAGGACAUGCCAGUUCCGGGAGGUGGCCCGGCCAACCUACAGCUAAACCUGCAGCCGCGGAGGAGGAGCACGGAGAGCAAGGCCCAGUCCUGCAGCGAGAGACCCCUCACCCUCUUCCACACACCCACACACUCCCAGAAAGGUGGGCACAAGCACAAUAGUCUCUCUUCACCCCACACGCCCUUCCUAGAUGUUCAACGUGUCAGUCAGGACAGGAGAUACAAACUGCCAGAUAUUUGUUCAUCCUCCUUCAUUUAAAUUACUUUCUUCUCCUUUUCAAAUGUAAAAAAAAAGAUCCAUUAAAAGUAUUUGCUUUAAUUAUCCUCCUCACCCACUCAUCUUCCUUUUGCUGUUAUGUAGUGGAGAAGAGGAACAGCGUGCUAUUGAACUCUACUCCAGAGCCCCAGCCAGCCCAGGCCAAGGCCCCCCACAACAACCCCUCAGCCACCCCCUCCUCCUCCUCAGCAGUGGUCAACCAUAUCAGCAGUGGCAGCCACGGCCAAAGCUGGAUCCCACGCAACAGCCUGACCAGCACUGACGGAGACCAGGACAGGGGCCUAAUGGCCAGGCAGAACGCACAGAGCCGCCCAAACUCACUGUGAGUACACAUGCAUAAGCAAGCCUGCAAAAACGCACGAACACAAGCUAUCUUUCUUCAUCCUCCUCUCUCUCUUUCUUUCUUCAUCCUCCUCUCGGUCUCUUUCUUCACCCUCCUCUCUCUCUUUCUUCAUCCUCCUCUCUGUCUCUUUCUCUGCGAUGACGUAAUACUAAUCUGAGUGUUGAUAGAAGACAUCUUUGAUGGAAUAUGAUCUUACCUUGUGAAAUCUCCAGAGGGUUGACAAAAGUAAUUUAGCUCACUGGGAGAUGCGAGAUGUGUUCUCAAAGGCAGCCUCUCCAAAACCAUACUCUACUCAAUUGGCUAUACCUCUCUCGCGCUUGCUCUCCCACUGUAUCUAUUAUUAUUAUAUUAUUAUUAUAUAUUAUUAUUUAUCUUCAGAGCUCUGUUCUCAUGUGUUCUCUUUCCCUUAAGAUCAUGUUUGGAGGUGUUGGCACUGAGGAGAAUGGGUCCAUUUGCAGUGUGAUCCUCUCUCUCUCUCGCUCUUUCUCUCUAUCCCUCUCCUUCUCUUCUCUAUCACUCUUUUUCCCUCUCUCUGUCUCUCUUUCUCCCUCUCCCCGCUCUCUCUCUGUCCCUCCCUCCCUCCCUCCCUCGCUCUCUAUCCCUAGCCACAAGCUGAUAGCCUUUCGGAACACACUUAAUUCCCUCCAUUAUGAAGUGUAGGACAAGAGAUGGAGAGAGAGACAGCGUGUUGUCAGUAUGUUUCUCCCCGACGCUAGCCAGGGGUCUGAUAAUGGGUCAUAAUGAAUCUGAGUUUUAACGACAACAUGGUGCAUUCACAAAAUGGUGCAUUCAAAACAAAGUGCAUCAGAGAUAUUAAAGAAAGGAGGAGAUAGGAAUCCCAUUGGGCAUUGAAUGGAGAAACGUAUAACGCCCCACCCAGCAGACUGUUGGCCAAUCACAUUCACGUUGUCAUGCUGUGUCACGCGGUUCCUAAACUAAUCGUCAUGCAAUCCCUUCUCAAAGUCAUGGUAUGAGUCGAGAAACCUGACUUUUCCUCAAAAGUACAUAAUGUCACGAUUCCAAAGCUACAGUCGUGGUCAAAAGUUUUGAGAAUGACACAAGUAUUGGACUUCACAAAGUUUGCUGCUUCAGUGUUUUUAGAUAUUUUUGUCAGAUGUUACUAUGGUAUACUGAAGUAUAAUUACAAGCAUUCCAUAAGUGUCAAAGGCUUUUAUUGACAAUGACAUUAAGUUUAUGCAAAGAGUCAAUAUUUGCAGUGUUGACCCUUCUUUUUCAAGACCUCUGCAAUCCGCCCUGGCAUGCUGUCAAUUAACUUCUGGGACACAUCCUGACUGAUGGCAGCCUAUUCUUGCAUAAUCAAUGCUUGGAGUUUGUCAGAAUUUGUGGGUUUUUGUUUGUCCACCCGCCUCUUGAGGAUUGACCACAAGUUCUCAAUGGGAUUAAGGUCUGGGGAGUUUCCUGGCCAUGGACCCAAAUUUUUGAUGUUUUGUUCCCCGAGCCACUUAGUUAUCACUUUUGCCUUAUGGCAUGGUGCUCCAUCAUGCUGGAAAAGGCAUUGUUCGUUACCAAACUGUUAUUGGAUGGUUGGGAGAAGUUGCUCUCGGACGAUGUGUUAGUACCAUUCUUUAUUCCUGGCUGUGUUCUUAGGCAAAAUUGUGAGUGAGCCCACUCCCUUGGCUGAGAAGCAACCCCACACAUGAAUGGUCUCAGGAUGCUUUACUGUUGGCAUGACACAGGACUGAUGGUAGCGCUCACCUUGUCUUCUCCGGACAAGCUUUUUUCCGGAUGCCCCAAACAAUCGGAAAGGGGAUUCAUCAGACAAAAUGACUUUACCCCAGUCCUCAGCAGUCCAAUCCCUGUACCUUUUGCAGAAUAUCAGUCUGUCCCUGAUGUUUUUCCUGGAGAGAAGUGGCUUCCUCGCUGCCCUUCUUGACACCAGGCCAUCCUCCAAGCAAGCUCUGCACUGGUGGUGCCCCGAUCCCGCAGCUGAAUCAACUUUAGGAGACGAUCCUGGCACUUGCUGGACUUUUUUGGGCGCCCUGAAGCAUUCUUCACAACAAUUGAACCUCUCUCCUUGAAGUUCUUGAUGAUCCGAUAAAUGGUUGAUUUAGGUGCAAUCUUACUAGCAGCAAUAUCCUUGCCUGUGAAGCACUUUUUGUGCAAAGCAAUGAUGACGGCACGUGUUUCCUUGCAAGUAACCAUGGUUAACAGAGGAAGAACAAUGAUUUCAAGCACCACCCUUAUUUUAAAGCUUCCAGUCUGUUAUUCUAACUCAAUCAGCCUGUCAGAGUGAUCUCCAGCCUUGUCCUCGUCAACACUCUCACCUUUGUUAACGAGAGAAUUACUGACAUGAUGUCAGCUGGUCCUUUUGUGGCAGGGCUGAAAUGCAGUGGAAAUGUUUUUUGGGGAUUAAGUUCAUUUUCAUGGCAAAGAGGGACUUUGCAAUUAAUUGCAAUUAAUCUGAUCACUCUUCAUAACAUUCUGGAGUAUAUGCAAAUUGUCAUCAUAAAAACUGAGGCAGCAGACUUUGUGAAAAUUAAUAUUUGUGUCAUUCUCAAAACUUUUGACCACGACUGUAUACGAUAUUACAGAGAACAAGUUAAUAAUCUCACAUCUCAGAAAAUAUUUGUAAUGUUGUACUCCUUUUUCACGAAAUUCAUGCUAAUGUUGGGUUUUUGAGCUUGUGCACAAUUGACUCCCAUUCACUCCUUGAAGGAGAGCUUUCCUUGUCCCAGAAUCGCCCAGAAUGCACCACACGGCCCAUUGACGACGCAUUGGUCACUCUAUGGUGGAACAAGCUCCCCCACGACGCCGCCAGGACAGCGGAGUCACUGACCACCUUCCGGAGACACUUGAAACCCUACCUCUUUAAGGAAUACCUGGAAUAGUAUAAAGUAAUCCUUCUUCCCCCACCCCCCAUAAAAAAAUUAAAAUAAAAAGGUGGUUGUCCCACUGGCUAUCAUAACUUGAAUGCACCAAUUUGUAAGUCGCUCUGGAUAAGAGCGUCUGCUAAAUGAUGUAAAUGUAAAAUUCGUAUUCAGACCCCUUGACUUUUUCCACAUUUUGUUAUGUUACAGCCUUAUUCUAAAAUUGAUUAAAUAGUUUUUUCCCCCCCUUAUCAAUCUACACACAGUACCCCAUAAUGACAAAGCAAAAACAGGUUUUUAGAAACCUAAAAUGAAAUAUGACAUUUACAUAAGUAUUCAGACCCAUUACUCAGUUCUUUGUUGAAGGACCUUUGGCAGCAAUUACAGCCUCAAGUCUUCUUGGGUAUGACGCUACAAGCUAGGCACACCUGUAUUUGGGGAGUUUCUCCCAUUCUUCUCUGCAGAUCUUCUCAAGCUCUGUUAGGUUGGAUGGGGAGCGUCUCUGCACAGCUAUUUUCAGGUCUCUCCAGAGAUGUUUGAUCGGGUUCAAGUCCGGGCUCUGGCUGGGCCACUCAAGGACAUUCAGAGACUUGUCCCGAAGCCACUCCUGCGUUGUCUUGGCUGUGUGCUUAGGGUCGUUGUCCAGUUGGAAGGUCAACCUUCACCCUGUUCUGAGGUCCUGAGUGCUCUGGAGCAGGUUUUCAUCAAGGAUCUUUCUGUACUUUGCUCCGUUCAUCUUUCCCUCGAUCCUGACUAGUCUCCCAGUCCCUACCGCUGAAAAACAUCCCCACAGCAUGAUGCUGCCACCACCAUGCUUCACCGUAGGGAUGGUGCCAGGUUUCCUCCAGACGUGACGCUUGGCAUUCAGGUCAAAGAGUUCAAUCUUGGUUUCAUCAGACCAGAAGAUCUUGUUUCUCAUGGUCUGAGAGUCCUUUAGGUGCCUUUUGUAAAAACUCCAAGCGGGCUGUCAUGUGCCUUUUACUAAAGAGUGGCUUCCGUCUGGCCACUCUACCAUAAAAGGCCUGAUUGGUGGUGCUGCAGAGGUGGUUGUUCUUCUGGAAGGUUCUCCCAUCUCCACAGAGGAACUCUAGAGCUCUGUCAGAGUGACCAUUGGGUUCUUGGUCACUUCCCUGACCAAGGCCCUUCUCCCCCGAUUGCUCAGUUUGGCCGGGCGGCCAGCUCUAGGAUGAGUCUUGGUGGUUCAAAACUUCUUCCAUUUAAGAAUGAUGGAGGCCACUGGGGACCUUCAAUGCUGCAUAAAUGUUUUGGUACCCUUCACCAGAUCUGUGCCUCGAUACAAUCCUGUCUCUGAGGUCUAUGGACGACCUCAUGGCUUGGUUUUUGGUCUGACAUGCACUGUCAACUGUGGGACCUUAUUAAGACAGGUGUGUGCCUUUCCAAGUCGUGUCCAAGCAAUUGAAUUUACCACAGGUGGACUCCAAUCAAAAACGGGAUACACCUGAGAUACACCUGAGCUCAAUUUCGAUUCUCAUAGCAAAAGGUCUGAAUACUUAUGUGAAUAAGGUAUUUCUGUUUUUAAAAAAAAAUUAAAUUACCAAACAUUUCUAAAAACAUGUUUUCACUUUGUCAUUAUGGGGUAUUGUGUGUAGAUUGAUGAGGAUUUUUUUUUACUUAAUCCAUUUUAGAAUAAGGCUGUAACGUAACAAAAUGUGGAAAAAGGGAAGGGUCUGAAUACUUUCCGAAUGCACUCUACACAAUGGGCAUAAAUACAAUUCCAAUGGAGUUCCCCAUCUCCUCAGUAGUAUCUCUGGGCGCAUUCACAAAAUGGUUUAUUUGAGGAUUUCAUUGAUAAUUUGCUGUGUCUAAAUCCAAAGAGUCACUUGGUGUUUAGUCAAUUUAAAUUAAGGGCAAUUACAUUGUGAGCAAAAUAAGUAAUCAUAUCACUUUAGUAAAUUAUUUUUUAGCAUCUGUUGCCUCGAUUAAGAAAAUCCUAAAUAACCAACAAUGUCUUAUUGGUGUUACUACUCCAACAGGUGGCAUAAUGUUAUCAAAAUGGCAUAUUAGUUGAUUUAGAAUGGGAAGAUGUACCCAAAUAAAUUUAAAUAAAUACAAGUCUAGAAAAAGAAGUCAUUUUUUUCAAAAAUGCCAUGCCCAAAUGCCACCGCAAUUCAAGAACGACCCUUUUAUGAAUUUUCUUUUAAUUAAACCUUCACAAGCAAUUUGAUGGUUUGACAACAACCAGGUAUUUUUAGCUUUAAAAAAAUUGGUUAAAAGCAAGAUUUCCUCUCAGAAAGCAAAUACAGUGGUUUGGUAAGCCAAGAGUUUAUCCAUUCAGUACUGACAUGCAGUGAAAGACCAUAAAACAGCUGAUUAAGACGUCAAUGGGCUUUUUUUGGAGCAACUAUGUUUUAUUCGUUUUUAACAGUGUUGCAGCUUUUUUACAGCAGAAAACUGACUCGUAUUACAAGUGUUUAUUUAACUCCCCGUGCUGAUGAUCUGAAAGGUGAUGUGUAGGGGAGCGAGGGAGAGCAGACAAGAGGUUGGAGGAAAGAGAGGAGAACUCUCAGGGGGAAGCAGGGGAGACCUUCUCGCUCUCACAUAACUGGAACCUUGUUCAACUGGUUCAAUGCUAGCCUAUAGUGACUUGGUUUCAUUCAAUGCUAGCCUGUUUAGUGACUUGGUUUCAUUCAAUGCUAGCCUGUUUAGUGACUUGGUUUCAUUCAAUGCUAGCCUGUUUAGUGACUUGGUUUCAUUCAAUGCUAGCCUGUUUAGUGACUUGGUUUCAUUCAAUGCUAGCCUGUUUAGUGACUUGGUUUCAUUCAAUGCUAGCCUGUUUAGUGACUUGGUUUCAUUCAAUGCUAGCCUGUUUAGUGACUUGGUUUCAUUCAAUGCUAGCCUGUAUGGUGACUUGGUUUCAUUCAAUGCUAGCCUGUUUAGUGACUUGGUUUCAUUCAAUGCUAGCCUGUUUAGUGACUUGGUUUCAUUCUAGGCUAGCCUAUAGUGACUUGGUUUCAUUCAAUGCUAGCCUAUAGUGACUUGGUUUCAGUUUGUAGAACAUUCUGGUUGUUAAUAGCUGGCUUGUGCACGGUGGCUGGCAGAGGCCCUCAUUCAGACGUGUCUAGUGACAGUGGUCCUGUCUGGUACAACCUAGCCAUUAGCCAAUCAUAGCCACCACUACCCUCCAAAGACUGCCUCAGAAUACCCAGGAUGUUAGAAAGUGAACAGUUGGCUCCACGAACAGCCAUACAAGUUAUUUUAACACAGCACUUGUUUGACUUAAACACAUAGAUAAAAGUUAAGAUUUUUUAUUUUCUGAAUGGAGACAGUGUGUUCAAAACAUUAGGAACACCUGCUCUUUCCAUGACAUAGACUGACCAGGUGAAAGCUAUGAUCACUUCUUGAUGUCAUUUGUUAAUAAAUCCACUUAAAUCAGUGUAGAUGAAGGGGAGGACAGGUCAAAGAAGGAUUUUGAAGCCUUGAUACAAUUGAGACAUUGAUUGUGUAUGUGUGCCAUUCCGAGGGUGAAUGGGCAAGACAAAAUAUUUAAUUGCCUUUGAACAGGGUAUGAUAGUAGGUGCCAGGCGCAGCUGUUUGUGUCAAUAACUGCAACGCUGCUGGGUUUUUCACAAUUUCCUGUGUGUAUCAAGAAUGGUCCACCACCCAAAGGACAUCCAGCCAACUUGACAUAACUUGGAGUCAACAUGGGCCAGCAUCUGUGUGGAACGCUUUCGACACCUUGUAGAGUCCAUGCCCUGACUAAUUGAGUCUGUUCUGAGAUCAAAAGGGGCGGGAUGCAACUCAAUAUUAGGAAGGUGUUCUUAAUGUUUUUUAUAAUCAGUGUAUGUCUGAUAAGCGGUUUAACAGUAUCACAGCUCAUAAUAGUAACCCUGGUACCACUUACAAGUUCUAGGAAGACCUUGACCCCUGACCUCAGUGGAAACAUCAGUAAAGAGGCAUACUGUACUUAGGGGUCAAAAGUUCAGGCCAUCCAAAACCGCCUCUGAAAGUAAUACAAUUUUACUAAUGCACCUUGAGUUUCGUUUCGGUCUUCUCUUUCUUUGUAGUUUUAUCAGAUGGUGAAAUUAUGAUUUAACGCAAACCUCAGAGAACCUUUCAAAGUUCUAUCUGUUUGUUUUGGUUAAGUCACCUUACAGGUCCUUUGGUUGGCCUCAGCGAUGACACCAUGGCAGGGUCCGUCUUUUCCUCUGGGGAUCUCAGCUGUUAUUGUUUCUUCCUAUUCUGUUUUAUUAGAAGGAGAGCUGUAGCACAGGGCUGAAUUACAACUGUGAAAAACAAACAAGGAAGAAUCCCUGGUGAAUCAGAUCUCAAGAAAUUCUUGAAAACGUGUAAUCUAUCACGACUCAGGAUAUGACCCAGAUGCAGACACAAGAGGUGGAUGGUUCGGUUCUCAGAAUAUUUAUUAUCACAAAGGGUCAGGCAAAAGGGCAGGUUGAGGGCAAGCAGAGGUUCGUAAUCCAAGGCAGAGUCAACAAGGAACAUAAUUGUAGGCGGGCUCAGGGGCAGGCAGAAAGGUCGGAACCGUGAAGACUAGAAAACAAAACUAGAGAGAAGGUAACACAUGGAAAACACCCUGGGACGACUUGACGAGACAAGACGAACUGGCAACAGACAAACAGAAAACGCAGGUAUAAAUACACAGGGGAUAAUGGGGAAAAAUGGGAGACAGGUGAAACAGAUCAGGGUGUUACAGUACCCCCCACCCCUCCCUCUAGGGGCGCCACCUGGCAUCCUACACGGGCACAUACCUGGUUGACCGGGGUGUCGGCAGCAGAACUAGCGGGGACCCAGCACCUCUCCUCCGGGCCAUAACCCUCCCAGUCAACCAGGUACUGGAAUGCCCUGCCCCGAGGUCGAACGUUCAGGAGGCGCCUCCCCGUGUUCGCCAGAUGGCCGUCGAUGAGAUGGGAGGGAGGGGUGGGCCUGGAAACAGGAGACAAAGGGCUGUGAGACAAAGGUUUAAUCCUAGACACAUGGAAAGUGGGAUGUAUACGGAGGGUACGGGGCAACAGAAGACAAACUGCAGAGGGGCUCAGGACUUUAGAGAUGGACCAAUAAAACGGGGGGAAUGUUUUCAAGACUCAACCCAGAGGGGCAGAUCACGGGUGGACAGCCAUACCCUCUGCCUGGUGCCGAUAACGGGGAGCCGGGGUCCGGUUGCGAUCCGCCUGUAAGGAUAGUGGUGUUGCCAUCUGACGGAGGGAGACCAGUGACAAAGUCCAGGGAGAUAUGGGACCAGGGGAGAUGAGGAACAGGGAGUGGUUGAAGGAUUUAGCCAGCUGGAGCUUGCCAUGGAGUUUUGUUCUGUGCGCACACAGUGCAGGCGGCGACAAAUGCUGAGACGUCCAGAACCAUGGUGGGCCACCAAAAACGUUGGCUGAUGAAAGCCAGGGUCCGACGGGAGCCGGGAUGACAGGUGAGUUUAGAGGAAUGGGCCCAUUCCAGGACUGGGUACCGGGCCGAAUCUGGUACGAACAUCCGGUUAGCCGGCCCGCAGAAGGACGUCCCAGGGCAGGCUGCGCCGCCUUAAGGCAAUGUGCGUGGCAGAACGGGCUCCAACCCAGGAUGGAACCAGUAUCCCAGUCGAUCAGGGGGUUGUGCCUCUGAAGCCAUGAAAAUCCCAAAACCACAGGUGAUUGCCCAACACUCGCAGGUUCAUGGGAACCGUACUGUGAGUGACCCUCCCAAUGGAGUGUCCGUCCAAAGCUCUGGUGUCCAUGGGAAUGGAGAGGAGUUGAGUAGAGAUACCCAGCUCAGAUACCAGGGUAGCGUCCAUGAAGCUCUCGUCAGCCCAAGAGUCAAUGAGCACCCGGAGAGAGUUUGACCGGUCACACCACAGCAGGAUAGCGUGGAGAGGAGUGUGAGUAAUGGGAGUUUGGAGACUCCCUGUAUGGCCCAUCAGCGUACCCUUACCUACCGAUGAGUCUGGUCUUUUGCUGGACAGGUGGAUAUGUAAUGUCCUGAAGUCCCACAAUACAGGCAACUGUUGGAGCUCAGCCUGCGUAAACGUUCACUAGGAGACAAUCUAGCCGUGCCCAGUUGCAUUGGCUCAGGAGGAGAUGAGUCGCCAGUCCCCAGUGAUCCCUGAGGGGGCUCGGGUGAUUUCGGAUUCUCUCAGGAAUGCAGGCAUCGAGGACUUCCAGGGUUCUUCGGAGGCGAGGGAGAAACCGUGGACGAGAGUGUGUGACUGAGAACAGACCUCUCCCUCCUGCGUUCCUGUAGGCGCCCAUCGAUCCUUAUAGUCAAGGCUAUGAGGCAGUCGAGGUCCCUGGGUAACUCCCGGGCUGUGAGUUGGUCUUUGAUUUCCUCCAAUAAUCCAUGAAGGAAGGUGUCGAACAGGGACUCCGGGUUCCAGGCACUCUCGGCGGCCAGCAUACGAAAGUCUACCACGUAGUCUGCCACACUGCAAGCAGAGGUUCGCAAUCCAAGGCAGAGUCAACAAGGAACAGAAUGGCGGGCAGGCAGAAAGGUUGGAACCGGGAAGACUAGAAAACCAAACUAGAGAGAAGGUAACACACGGAAAACACGCUGGGAUGACUUGACGAGACAAGACGAACUGGCAACAGACAAACAGAAAACGCAGGUAUAAAUACACAGGGGAUAAUGGGGAAAAAUGGGAGACACUUGGUGGGGGGUGGAGACAAGCACAAGACAGGUGAAACAGAUCAGGGUGAAACACAUCAUUGAAAUAUUUCCUUUUCUCCUAGUCAGCCAGUUGUACAAAGAGCUAUCACUCAACAGGGCCAGUCGAAGCGAGUUCUGCCACGACUACAGUCUCUCGAGAAGCUAACAUUCUCUCCAUCUCACUACAUCCCUCUCUCUCGCUCUGUCUCUCUCUCUCUCAGUAGAGCUGUGUCUCUCAAGAAUUGUAAAUAGCAGAAAGCAGCCUUGGACUGGUUAAUCCACUUCUGGGUACUGGCAGAACUGUAGAAUUAAGGGUUUCAGGUCAGGAUUCUAGAACCUUGGUUAGCGAAAGGGGCAGGUCACAAAAACAUAGCACUGACGGCAAUAUGAUAGUUAUGGAUUAGUGACGGAUCUGUAGCGUAUUGUUCUAAUAAGAGAGGUACUAAACUCAGCUGACCCUUUGCAGACAUGAACACAAACCAGAUGGAGUUAGAAUUAUCAGGCACAUUAAGUAUUUCCAAAGGUUGAGAAAAGCACCAACAAUAUGCUAAGAGCCAUUCAGACAUCACAUCACAGUUAUUACAGGCUUUGUGAGUACAAAAAUGUUUUACUCAUAAUUCUACUGCUUACAUUUACAUUUUAGUCAUUUAGCAGAUGCUCUUAUCCAGAGUGAGUGCAUACAUACAUUUUUUUUUUUAGGUGACUUUCCUUCUUACAAUGUGGAGUUCUUGGAGACGUAGUGGAAAGCACUACAGAUGUAGGAUCUUAAUUUGAUUACCCUGUUGCAGGAGAACUUUCCUGCAACACAGGACAUGUAAAACUUGUAUUCUAUUUGAGGUUUAAAAAGGCUUCUGAAGUUUUGUAAUUUCCACUUUGAAAUUUAGAAAAAUGUAUUAAACCCUACAAAAAUAGCCAUUAAUUAUCAUCCACAUAAUAAUUCACAUUUCCUGUUGCUGCAGGAUUAUUUUCCUUCUGUAGCAAACUGGCUCAAAUUAAGAUCCUACAUCUGUAGAUACAAACCAAUAAUAUUACAGUAUCAGUGUUGACAUUUCGCAUGCCCUGCCUGUGUUCUCUCCAUUAAUGCAACAAGGCCCCCUGCCCUGACCAGUAAUAUCCUGCGUUACAUUUGGCCUAGAGGCAGUUUAGUAACCUAGGGGGGUAGCGGACUAGGUGUAAUACGGUCAUCUUUAUUUAGUCUGGCAGUGUUGAUACCCCCAUCUCAUAAAUAUCUCUGGGCCUGGCAUACUGUAAUUGAAUGAUGUUGUCGAGAUUGAUGGACGAUGUGAAGAAAAAAACGUGGGAUCAGUUUCAUUAAAGCCAGCUCAGGCGAACCGUGCCGCUCUGGGAGGAGGAGCAGAGAUUAGCUGCUCGGCAGAGGAAUGGCAGAGAUGUAUACCGUGGCGUUGAAAAACUAAGAUGCAUUCGCUUUGAAUUAAAAAUAGUAGACAAACAAAUGGUGGAAGUGUAUCUGAUGUAGAUUAUAAAGAAAUGACUAAACAUUUAUCUCAACACCUUGGGGUGUUUCACGUGUGGCAGAUUGGGUCAGUGAGUUUGUGGGAGGUUGUUAUGUUACACCAGGCAGAGCUAGCUAUGUGGAAAGUAUUAUUCAUGGCGUGCACUGUUUUUACUGAUGGCCGUUUCUAAAAGUAACAGCACACAGAGGCACAGUGACUACAUACAUGAUUAAAUAUAGGUAUCAGUAUGCCAUUAAUAAUAACAAUUUUCUCCACUGUAAUGUGAAGCAGCAUGACUAACUCAGUCUCCUCCAUUGUGAUUCCAGGCUGAACCCAAAGAGCCGCACCAGUAUCCCAACGAGGUAUGGAUGUGUUCUUCACACCCUUUCGUCACUAACCAAUGACACAAAUCUAUCACAAAUUACAAGAUAAUUCAGUCAUGAUGUGUCUGUGCCGUUACAAUAACAAAUCACCUAGCAUCAGUAUUGCAAGUUCUUACCAGUUCCAACUCCCCCAAUACAUACUGAGCUACAGUGGGGGGAAAAAAGUAUUUAGCCACUUAAAAAGAUGAGAGGGGCCUGUAAUUUUCAUCAUAGGUACACGUCAACUAUGACAGACAAAAUGAGAAAAAUCUUUUUCCAGAAAACCACAUUGUAGGAUUUUUUAUGAAUUUAUUUGCAAAUUUUGGUGGAAAAUAAGUAUUUGGUCACCUACAAACAAGCAAGAUUUCUGGCUCUCACAGACCUGUAACUUCUUUAAGAGGCUCCUCUGUCCUCCACUCGUUACCUGUAUUAAUGGCACCUGUUUGAACUUGUUAUCAGUAUAAAAGACACCUGUCCACAACCUCAAACAGUCACACUCCAAACUCCACUAUGGCCAAGACCAAAGAGCUGUCAAAGGACACCAGAAACAAAAUUGUAGACCUGCACCAGGCUGGGAAGACUGAAUCUGCAAUAGGUAAGCAGCUUGGUUUGAAGAAAUCAACUGUGGGAGCAAUUAUUAGGAAAUGGAAGCCAUACAAGACCACUGAUAAUCUCCCUCGAUCUGGGGCUCCACGCAAGAUCUCACCCGUGGGGUCAAAAUGAUCACAAGAACGGUGAGCAAAAAUCCCAGAACCACACGGGGGGACCUAGUGAAUGACCUGCAGAGAGCUGUGACCAAAGUAACAAAGCCUACCAUCAAUAACACACUACGCCGCCAGGGACUCAAAUCCUGCAGUGGCAGACGUGUCCCCCUGCUUAAGCCAGUACAUGUCCAGGCCCGUCUGAAGUUUGCUAGAGUGCAUUUGGAUGAUCCAGAAGAGGAUUGGGAGAAUGUCAUAUGGUCAGAUGAAACCAAAAUAGAACUUUUUGGUAAAAACUCAACUCGUCGUGUUUGGAGGACAAAGAAUGCUGAGUUGCCUCCAAAGAACACCAUACCUACUGUGAAGCAUGGGGGUGGAAACAUCAUGCUUUUGGGCAGUUUUUCUGCAAAGGGACCAGGACGACUGAUCCGUGUAAAGGAAAGAAUGAAUGGGGCCAUGUAUCGUGAGAUUUUGAGUGAAAACCUCCUUCCAUCAGCAAGGGCAUUGAAGAUGAAACGUGGCUGGGUCUUUCAGCAUGACAAUGAUCCCAAACACACCGCUCGGGCAACGAAGGAGUGGCUUCGGAAGAAGCAUUUCAAGGUCCUUGAGUGGCCUAGCCAGUCUCCAGAUCUCAACCCCAUAGAACAUCUUUGGAGGGAGUUGAAAGUCCGUGUUGCCCAGCGACAGCCCCAAAACAUCACUGCUCUAGAGGAGAUCUGCAUUGAGGAAUGGGCCAAAAUACCAGCAACAGUGUGUGAAAACCUUGUGAAGACUUACAGAAAACGUUUGACCUGUGUCAUUGCCAACAAAGGGUAUAUAACAAAGUAUUGAGAAACUUUUGUUAUUGACCAAAUACUUAUUUUCCACCAUAAUUUGCAAAUAAAUUCAAUAAAAAUCCUACAAUGUGAUUUUCUGGAUUUUUUUCCCUCAUUUUGUCUGUCAUAGUUGACGUGUACCUAUGAUGAAAAUUACAGGCGUCUCUCAUCUUAAGUGGGAGAACUUGCAGAAUUGGUGGCUGACUAAAUACUUUUUUCCCCCACUGUAUAAAUAAAAUGCACCCUGAUCUUUGCUCACAAUCAGAUAUAUUGUAUUGCAGAUGUCAUCAAACCACGACAACUCUAGUCUAAUGGGAAUUGCCAUAGUUUAUUUGCGUAUAAAGCCAACAAAAAACAACAAAGAACAACCAAGUUCCAGCUGAUGCUUAGCUUAGUUCCAGCUGAUGCUUAGUUCCAGCUGAUGCCUGUAUGCAGCCUGUACAGUUUGCCUCACGUCCCUGCACUCACUGAGCCACUGUCCACUAGAUACUGGAUAUAGUAUAGCCACUCCAUGUAGUCGCUGACAGUCUAGUCACCGUGGAUGUUGUGUAUGUGUCUCUCAGCCCAGCCUCACCCAGCCCCACCUCACCGCGCUCCCCCUCCUGGCCGAUGUUCUCUGCACCAUCCAGCCCCCAGCCAGCCUCCUCCACCUCCAGUGACUCCUCCCCCAUCAGGUCUGUCACCACGGCCGCCCAACACGCCAGCUUCGCUUGCACCACCUACUCACAAUGCCAAUUCUGGAGCUUUGCGCCGCCUCACUGCUGCACCCUCUGCCCCUCCCCCACCACCAUGCAUGAUUACUGACAGACACUUCCUGAUCACCCUGAGAGGCUUAACCUGUUCACACUAUCGUGCCAAUUUGAAUUGCACUGUGCUAGCUCAGAUUCAUGUAUUCCUUCCCAACAAGAAUCCAGCAACUACGGCAGAUGUGUAACCAGGCCAGCGCAGUACAGCUCAGCUCAGUGGUGUGAAAAGGGUAUAAGUAAGGUGGAUCACAGGCUCAUCUUUGGUUGAUUCAGGAUACAGCCAGUCUAUCAGACUUCCAAAGAUUGUUAUGCAUGUAGCCAGGUAAUUCAGAUAAACUCCAGAUUAGAAAUACCUUGAGUCAGGUCUAGACAGGUUCAGAAUAACCAUGGGCCUUUUUUGGGGAGCUGUGUAAAUAUAAUAUAAUAUAAUAUAAUAUAUAAUAAUAAAUAUGUCGGAAAAUCAGUGUACUGAUUGUAACACCUGCUGCCAGAUUUAUAACAUAUUCGUUGCUGCAUUUUGCUUUACAACGACACAUUUCCUUGUCCAACUAUAUAAAUGUAUUUAUACAGCUGAUGAUUAUAAGGGAAAAGUGAAUUAUAGGCACACAGAGACUUUCCAUAUGGGAGCAAUGAUGAUGUUAUGAGGUACUCUGGGACAGUUGGAGCUUCACCUGUCGUUGCUCCCAAGAGACAGUUAGGAGUGGUGGGACACUCAAAGUGCUCAAUGUGAUAUCCUGGUGAGUUGGAUUAUGACAUGUUAUUUUCCCUCCCCCUCUGUAGCGUCCCAGGCAGGAAGGCUAGGGCCCUCUACGCCUGCAAGGCCGAGCACCACUCUGAGCUCUCAUUCAUCGCAGGGACCACCUUUGAAAAUGGUGAGUACGGACCACUGUGACUCUUAAAUAACCGUGUCACAAUCCCAAAAUAUUUCUAAAAACCUGUCUUCGCUUUGUCAUUAUGGGGUAUUGUGUGUAGAUUGAUGAGGGGGAAAAAAACUUUUAAUCCAUUUUAGAAUAAGGCUGUAACGUAACAAAAUGUGGAAAAAGUCAAGGGGUCUGAAUACUUUCCGAAGGCACUGUAAGGUUUUAGAACAAUAAUAGGUCUACCAUCCCACAUGUUUCACCCCUAGACCCUAGACCCUACACCCUAGACCAGGGUUCUUCAAAUCCGGUCCUGGAGGGCCGAAACACCUCUGUUUUUCAUCCUCUCCUUCUAUUAAGGGGCUAAUUCAGACCUGGGACACCAGGUGAGUGCAAUUAACUACCGGGUAGAAAUAAAAAACAGAAGUGUUUCGGCCCUCCAGGACCGGAAUUGAAGAACCCUGCCCUACACCCUAUGCCCUUGUGGAGAUCUGAGAGGAUUUGGUUGGUAGAAGCAAUAUGGUGAAACUUCCACCCAGCCUAUCAGAGGGCAAGGUGGAGCUAUUACCAGAUUGGUUGCACCUGUCAAAUCCUUUCAGAUCUCCACAAGGGCAUAGGGUCUAGGGCAUAGGGUCUAGGGUCUAGGGCAUAGGGUCUAGGGUGUAGGGUCUAGGGGUGAAACAUGUGGGAUGGUAGACCUAUUAUUAUUCUAAAACCUUACAGUGCCUUCGGAAAGUAUUCAGACCCCUUGACUUUUUCCACAUUUUGUUACGUUACAGCCUUAUUCUAAAAUGGAUUACAUUGUUUUUUCCCCCUCAUCAAUCUACACACAAUACCCCAUAAUGACAAAGCAAAGACAGGUUUUUAGAAAUGUUAGCAAAUUUAUUUGAAAUAAAACACUGAAAUAUCACAUUUACAUACUGUAAGUAUUCAGACCCUUUACUCACUACUUUGUUGAAACACCUUUGGCAGCGAUUACAGCCUAGAGUCUUCUUGGAUAUGACGCUACAAGCUUGGCACACCUGUGUUUGGGGAGUUUCUCCCAUUCUCCUCUGCAGAUCUUCUCAAGCUCUGUCAGGUUGGAUGGGGAGCGUCGCGGCACAGCUAUUUUCAGGUCUCUCCAGAGAUGUGGGCUCUGGCUGGGCCACUCAAGGACAUUCAGAGACUUAUCACGAAGCCACUCCUGCUUUGUCUUGGCUGUGUGCUUAGGGUUGUUGUCCUGUUGGAAGGUGAACCUUCGCCCCAGUCUGAGGUCCUGAGCGCUCUGGAGCAGGUUUUCAUCAAGGAUCUCUCUGUACUUUGCUCCGUUCAUCUUUCCCUCGAUCCUGACUAGUCUCCCAGUCCCUGCCGCUGAAAAACAUCCCCACAGCAUGAUGCUGCCACCACCAUGCUUCCCCGUAGGGAUGGUGCCAGGUUUCCUCCAGAUGUGACGCUUGGCAUUCAGGUCAAAGAGUUCAAUCUUGGUUUCAUCAGACCAGAGAAUCUUGUUUCUUAUGGUCUGAUAGCCCUUUAGGUGCCUUUUGGCAAACUCCGAGCAGGCUGUCAUGUGCCUUUUACUGAGGGGUGGCUUCCGUCUGGUCACUCUACCAUAAAGGCCUAAUUGGUGGAGUACUGCAGAGAUGGUUGUCCUUCUGGAAGGUUCUCCCAUCUCCACAGAGGAACUCUGGAGCUCUGUCAGAGUGACCAUCAGGUUCUUGGUCACCUCCCUUCUCUCCCGACUGCUCAGUUUGGCUGGGCGGCCAGCUCUAAGAAGAGUCUUGGUGGUUCCAAACUUCUUCCAUUUAAAAAUGAUAUAGGUCACUGUGUUCUUGUGGACCUUCAACGCUGCAGACAUUUUUUGGUACCCUUCCCCAGAUCUGUGCCUCGACACAAUCCUGUCUCGGAGCUCUACGGACAAUUCCUUCGACCUCAUGGCUUGGUUUUUGCUCUGACAUGCACUGUCAACUGUGGGACCUUAUAUAGACAGGUGUGUGCCUUUCCAAAUCAUGUACAAUGAAAUGAAUUUACAACAGGUGGACUCCAAUCAAGUUGUAGAAACAUCUCAAUGAUGAUCAAUGGAAACAUGAUGCACCUGAGCUCAAUUUCGAGCCUCAUAGCAAAGGGUCUGAAUACUUAUGUAAAUAAGGUAGUUCUAUAUAUAUAUAUAUUUAAUAUACAUUUGCAAACAUUUAUAAAAACCUGUUUUCACUUUGUCAUUAUGGGGUAUUGUGUGUAGAUUGAUGAGGAUUUGUAUUUAUUUAAUCCAUUUUAGAAUAAGGCUGUAAAAUGUGGAAAAAGUCAAGGGGUCUGAAUAUUUUCCGAAUGCACUGUAUAUUGGUCACAUGAGAAAUUAGCCAGGGGUUUUCUCUGACCUGUAAACGCUGCAUAUGUCGGCUCUAUCGGAAAUUACCUUUGUAUUUCUAUCGCAGAAUCUGUAACGCUUCAGCUUUACAGAUUGAAUAGAGCCGUUAGAGUUUGAUUAGCUGAGAAGGAGAUUUGGCUCUCAAGAAUAAGGGUGACAUUUACUGUAGACAGAGCAGCCAAUUGAGCGAGGUGGCUUAUAGAUUAAAACUGUUAUGAAGAUUUUCUAAAAUACACUGUCUGAAUGUCCAAGCCCAGUGUAGCCUGUCUUCACACAUCUCUUAGUACCAGAAGGAUUAUAGUGCAUGUCUGGUUAGGUCCAGGGUCUGAUGCUCUGGGAACAGCAGUUUAGCAGCGUGGGAAUCAGCCACACAACCACCCAGGUUGCUGAGGGGCAGGAAGAAAGAAGAAAAAUACUUGUAUGAGGCCCUGGUCAAAAGUAGUGCACUAUACAGUACCAGUCGAAAGUUUGGACACACCUCCUCAUUCCAGGGUUUUUCUUUGUUUUUACUAUUUUCUACAUUGUAGAAUAAUAGUGAAGAGAUCAAAACUAUGAAAUAACACUCAUGGAAUCAUGUAGUAAUGAAAAAAGGUGUUCAACAAAUCAAAAUACAUUUUAUAUUUGAGAUUCUUCAAAGUAGCCACCCUUUGCCUUGAUGACAGCUUUGCACACUCUUGGCAUUCUCGCAACCAGCUUCAUGAGGUAGUCACCUGGAAUGCAUUUAAAUUAACAGGUGUGCCUUGUUAAAAGUUAAUUUGUGGAAUUUCUUCCCUUCUUAAUGCGUUUGAGCCAAUCAGUUGUGUUAUGGGGGGUAUACAGAAGAUAGCCCUACUUGGUAAAAGACCAAGUCCAUAUUAUGUCAAGAACAGCUCAAAUAAGCUUCUUUCCUAAGCUUUCCUAGCUGCAGUUCCUAGCUACCAAAACAAUACUAGGGGCGCUAUUAAAUCUGUAAAGCGUUACAGAUUACCUUUACAUUUCUAUCGCGCAAUUUCUGAUUGAGGUGACAUAUGCAGCGUUUACUGUGAAAUGUUAUUGCCUUAAAAUUUCAAUUAAGCCGUGACGCUGAACUUCCGCGAUACCCAUUGAAUAGUCAGUAAGGUCAGUCAAGACCAUAUCAAGAGAGUUUUCACACUCACUUAUGUGCAGAAGUUAUCUUCUCAACUCUCUGAGUAACCUGUCAUUUAUCAGUGCCUAUAUUUUGUUUAUAGUUCAAAAUGUUUUAGAAACAAUAUAGAAAGCACAGACCUAUGGACUGAUACAUUUACAAUAAUUAAUGUCAUUGCAAUCUUAUGUAAAUUGUAUCUACAGCCAGCCCGUAAUGGUGCUUCAGGUUUUCACACAUCAUACUAGCUUGGGUUAUUUCAGGCAGAGGGUGGCUUGGGGUAUCAGUGCUGCUAGGGGUCACGGUUGCACACUGGGGUCUUGUUCAUCUUAUACCUCCUUCUCAAGGAGGUACGCAGCGGUGUGUGUCACCCCCCUCUCCGAUUGUACCCAUAGCCACCAGAGUGCAACUGUCCCAGCUGUCAGUAGCCACUCACCAUAUGGGUCUCUGCUUUCAAAUAGGGACUCUGUUCCGUUGGACAACAUGAGAGGCAGUUAACGGUUGAGAACAGCUCAGCUAUGUGCAUCUGUCUCUCAUCCCUCAGUUCAUCCCUCCAGGGAGCCUGGCUGGCUGGAAGGCACCCUGGACGGCAGGAUGGGCCUGAUCCCGGAGAACUAUGUGGAAUUUGUUUAG
This is a messenger RNA of Coregonus sp. 'balchen', 24044 nucleotides long. Lineage: Eukaryota; Metazoa; Chordata; Actinopteri; Salmoniformes; Salmonidae. The record is from the annotation of a GenBank genome assembly.